Ochotona curzoniae (black-lipped pika) is the source of this 748-nucleotide messenger RNA. Its product is annotated as limbic system-associated membrane protein-like. Lineage: Eukaryota; Metazoa; Chordata; Mammalia; Lagomorpha; Ochotonidae. The transcript has 3 exons. The coding region runs from base 131 to 748 and encodes 205 amino acids. Gene Ontology annotation, cellular component: neuron projection. The record is from RefSeq and is a predicted model, not a curated record.
GUGGCCAGGAUCCCAAACUGGCACAGCGUGUCCUGCGUUGUUGGUGGCGGCGAGCACUGGGCGUGUGAAGCCCCUGUUCGUGGCCAGCAGCGCGCCCAGGCUCGGCUCCCGAGGACGCCCGCCGGCCACCAUGGGCGCCCGAGUUCAGCCAGAUCGCAAACAGUUGCCGCUGGUCCUACUGAGACUGCUCUGCCUUCUCCCCACAGGACUGCCUGUCCGCAGCGUGGAUUUUAACCGAGGCACCGACAACAUCACCGUGAGGCAGGGAGACACAGCCAUCCUCAGGUGUGUUGUAGAAGACAAGAACUCAAAGGUGGCCUGGUUGAACCGCUCUGGCAUCAUUUUCGCUGGACAUGACAAGUGGUCUCUGGAUCCCCGGGUUGAGCUGGAGAAGCGCCAUUCUCUGGAAUACAGCCUCCGAAUCCAGAAGGUGGAUGUCUAUGAUGAGGGUUCCUAUACUUGCUCCGUACAGACACAGCAUGAGCCCAAGACCUCCCAAGUUUACUUGAUUGUGCAAGUUCCACCAAAGAUCUCCAAUAUCUCCUCGGAUGUCACUGUGAAUGAGGGUAGCAACGUGACUCUGGUUUGCAUGGCCAAUGGACGCCCUGAGCCUGUUAUUACCUGGAGACACCUUACACCAACUGGUAAGCAACCUUCAGCUUCGCAGGAUGCCCUCUGGUGGUAUCUCUGGGCUCUGAAAUCUCACUGCUUAGAAGAAAAAUUAGACUUUGUAUUGAUAAAACACUAA